Messenger RNA from Zasmidium cellare ATCC 36951, 6642 nucleotides. RefSeq lists its product as uncharacterized. The transcript has 2 exons. NCBI's taxonomy places the organism in Eukaryota, Fungi, Ascomycota, Dothideomycetes, Mycosphaerellales, Mycosphaerellaceae. The record is from RefSeq and is a predicted model, not a curated record. The coding region runs from base 1 to 6642 and encodes 2213 amino acids. Gene Ontology annotation, molecular function: ATP binding; methyltransferase activity; ATP-dependent chromatin remodeler activity.
AUGCGACAGCGCAAUUUGUUUGAGGUCAUGGACCUCUCCAAGAGUGACUCCGACGAGGACACCAUCGUGGUGAGCCAUGCAACGACCGCAUCUCGCUCGAAGCGGCCGCGUGGAAGCGAUGUCUCUACCACCAACGCUCGACCUCGAAAAGUCGCAAGACUCAAGACUGCCCCUCAGAGUAAAGCCAAACCUCUAAGAAGUGGCCGCUCUCAAGGUUCAGUCCCAGCGACUAAGGCCCCAUUUUCAUCACAAUCUCCACGGCUCACACAGUCCAGUCCUGUGACUGCACCUCGCACUGUGCUCGGUGAAGUGAGCCCGUCUCAAUUCCAGAACCGACUACGAGGCCCGAUCGCUUGCGAAUCAGAGGACGAGCUUGCCGGACAUGUUCGCUCAACUUCAGUAAAGAAGAGAGCAACCAACACACUUAAAGCUGCCGCUUCCAAGACGCGGACAAAGUCGAGACGCAAGGAUUCUGACGACUCUGACUUCUCCGCAGAAUCUGCUGCAUCAGACGAAGAAGAGUCCGACGACGGUGACGUGGCCAUGGACGACAGCAGUUCAGUCCAAGCCAGCGAGAGCGAUGAACAGGAUGUCGUUAGGCCAAAGAAAGCGUCCAAAGCUCGAGCCAAGUUGCCUGCGAAGGCAAAAGCCACCACGACGACAGCCGCGUCGACUGUCGCAAAGCCCCGUGCGAGCGCAAAGGACAUGGUGAAUCUGCUGAGAGGGAGCAAAGGUCUCGACUUGUCGCUGCCGCCAGUGUCCAGCAUCCAGGACAUAUUCCAGGACUUGACUUCCAAGGCUAAUGCACAUGGGCUUGACCAGGCGAUUGAGCACCUGCGAAAAUCGCGGCCACUUCGCGUUGCUACCAUGUGCUCCGGGACUGAGUCGCCACUCCUGGCACUGGAGAUGAUCAAGAGUGCUUUAGGACCUCAGGCCUUUGAGAUCGAGCACCUGUUCUCUGCCGAGCUUGUACCUUUCAAGCAAGCUUACAUAGAGCGCAACUUCAGUCCGCCUCUGAUUUUCAGAGACAUCACCGAGCUCAUCAACGCCUUCGAGGAUAAUGAAGGACAGCCAGCUGCUACGACAGCAUACGGCGCGAAAGUUCCGGUGCCAACCGACAUAGAUGUGCUUAUCGCUGGUACAUCUUGCGUCGAUUACUCAGGAAUGAAUUCUAGAAAGAAAGGCAUCAACGAUGGCGGCGAAUCUGGCGAUACGUGGCGGGCCGUAAUGGACUUUUGCAUGGCUGCAAGACCAGCUAUAGUCCUUUUGGAAAACGUCAAGGGCGCGCCUUGGGACUAUCAGCUGCAGGAGUACCAAGACAUCGGCUAUGAGACUGUCGGAGCUUUGGUCAACACCAAGGACUACUACAUUCCUCAUAUCCGUCAACGUGGAUACAUGGCUUGCUUUGACAAGCAGAAGCUGAAGACUGGGUCAUCCAGGGCAGUGGCAUCCCAGUGGGCGGAACUAAUGGAGACCUUUAAGCGGCCGGCGAGCUCUCCGGUGUCGUCUUUCUUCCUACCAAACGACAAAAUCGCACGUCAGCACAUUCGCACGGACGAUCCCACCCGAGAAGUAGAUUGGUCCACAUGCGAGAUCCGGCACAUACAGUAUCGUCAACAGCUUCGCCUAGGUAAUGCACGUCCCAUCACAAACUGGUCCGCAAGUGGGUCAUUGCUGGUACCUGACAACGGUAACCUACAGUGGUACCAGAGGCAAGUCGAACGAGUGCUGGACACUAUCGAUGUUGGCAAUCUGCGCAAGGCAUUACCGAGUCUGGGAAUGUAUGACAAUCGGUACAAGACUCGUGUUGUCGACCUAUCGCAGAACGUGGAUCGAGACAGAGAUCAUCGACCAUUUGGUGUGGUUGGAUGCAUUACGCCAUCAGGAAUGUUCUACAUCUCUGAUGCUGGCAGACCUCUGACUGCUGAAGAGACGUUGCAGCUUCAGGGCCUUCCGCUUGACAGGAUUUCCUUCACAACUGAGUCCCCAUCCGAUGUGCAGGACCUGGCUGGAAACGCUAUGUCAACGACCGUCAUUGGGUCAUCAAUCUUAUCGGCGCUCAUUGCUGGAUACAAGAUGAUCCCACAAGCGAGUGCAGCCGAGCGUGACUUGGAAAGCAGCGUUUCGAAUGGUCUAGAGCCGCAGCUUAUGGCCAGCGAUGACAUGAGUAUCACAGGAUUCAAGUCAGGCUUAGGGGUCACGAGUACUGCAGACGUCCUACUCAGAGCAGCCCGAUCCCUUCGGAAGUGCUACUGCGAGGGUCCGAAAGGUGUGACUUCCAGGUCUCUUCAGGAGUGCUCGGAUUGUGGGCAUACGACAUGCGUUGCUUGCGGUGGCAACCCUCCUCACAGCUAUCGUAACGUGUCAUCAAUAUCGAGCGAUGCACGGCUAGCUCCAGGACAGUUCGAACAGGAGUUGCGAGAGGUGCUACCUCUUCGUCUCUCGUUUGACAACAAUGAUGUGUCGGUGGACGAGAUGCUCGGCAACGCCAUAGACCCAGAAUAUUCUGGACAAGUGAGUGAAGCGCUGAAGCAAACAUUCAGCUUUCAACACGUUCGGCGCACGCAUUGCUGGUCGGUGCUCUACCAGUCUGACUCCGCAUCUCUGGAGCUUGCGAUUGAGAACGAGGCCAACGCAGAGUGGCGGCUCUUCGCGCAUGCCUCAUCUGACCUGCCCAGUGAUAGCAAGCUCCGUGGUCUGCUGCAACAGCCUGUGGCUCGUAGCAAGAUGCGCGGUGAUUUUCUGGCUUCAAAGUGGCAAGUUAGGUCACCAAUGCCGACAAAAGUUCCCAUAGUGGUGAAGGCCUCUGGCUCUGGGCUUGCAUCAUGGUGGGCUCGCAACGAGUUGCCUGAUUUCCUUGAUCAUUCCGUCUGGCAGACUCUCACAAUCAAGGCUGAGAAUGCAGGAAUCUCAAACGAUCCGGCAGUCGAAUCUGUGUGCGGCGUAUAUGACCAUCUUCCGCUGUGUGGCACGGCAUGCAACGGUCUGUACAAGAAAGCUGGCCAUGGUAGGCCUAUCUACAUGUUCCUCGAUCCCACGAGGAUUGGUGAUCCAAAGGAGGAUUGUUUCGUGUUCUCACACAACAAAGCUAUCCUUGAAUACGACGAAGUCCGGCCUGUCAUCGCACGCAUUGACUCCUCCUGGCGGCCAUGGUCAGAGAAGGAGAAGGAGAAGGGGAGAAUCCCGGCUACCACGCGAGCCAACCUCAUCGUGGAUGACGACUGGCUUCCUUCAGACUUCAAGCUAUCGUCUACAGACACAAGCCUUGAGAUAUGCGCACCGAAUCAGCCUGCACUCAUCGGUGAGACGCUGGAUUGUGCGACCACGCCAAUCCUCGUGUCUUGUCGUCUGGCGGCCGGAGAUGCUGGGGCCAUAUCAAUGCAGCCACACCAGCCUGGGUUCUUCGAGAAGCAUGGAUGGAUAUUCGAAGCUUUGCGCCGUCACCUGCCACCUGAACAGUGGUUGCCAUUGCAAAACGACUAUGUCGACUGUCACUGCAACAAGUGUGCCCCUCGACGUCCCGAGAUUCGAUGGGCCUUAAGCGACAACAGCAACAUUGUUGCACAAGAGGAUCCAGCAACAGCUGCAGCAUAUGAGCGAGCCAUCAAGUCAAGACCGGAGCCAUUGCUUGUAACGGUCGUCGAUGGGCGUGAGAUUCAAGUCGGCAUCAACAUUACAAGCCUUGGCCAUAGAGCAGGUGCACGUUUGCGGCAUGACUGUAGACCGGAAGCCACCAUUUCAUACGUCUGGCGCUUCACGACAGGUGCAAAGCAAGCAGACAGCUUUAUAUUCAAGCCCUUCGUCCUUCUAUCGACAGGGGACGUCGAACCUUUCAGCAGCGAUUGUGGUCUGACGGUAACGCUUUUUCCGAAGCAACGACUAGCUCUAGCCUGGAUGCGUAAGCAAGAGCAAGGUGUCGACUUCCUGCUCGAAGAGGUUGAAGAGUCCUCCCUGACUGCACUCGGCUGGCAAGCAGAAGUCAAGGCUCGAACCACCUUGACGGUCAAGGGAGGGAUAUGUGCCGACCAUCCAGGAUUUGGCAAGACAAUCCUCAGCUUGGCUCUCGUCCAGUCUGAAUGGAUCGAAAAGAGCAAGGCCGGUAUCCUCAACGAAGCCAAAGGCAGCCAAUCUGCGGUGGUUGGACUUAUUCCUAUCGCUGCGACUUUGAUCGUCUGUCCUGCCGCGUUGUUGAAACAGUGGCAAUCUGAGGUCGUCGAAAAGCUCCGAGUUAAGCGCCAAGUCAUUGCGAUCAACACCAUAAAAGACCUUGACAAACAUACGAUCUCUGACUUUGAGAACGCUACAAUCAUUGUCGUCAAUCGGAACGUCUUUGGAGCUGAUGCUUAUGCAGAGCGUCUAGCUACUUUUGCUGGUGUGCCUGGGCCAGCAACGAAGUCAGGUCGCUCCUUUGCACAUUGGCUUAAGUCUAUUGCACAAGAUGUUCCAACGCACGUCGACAUCCUUGAUCGCGGAUUCGGAUUGAAGAAGCUGCAGCGUCACUUGAAGGACGUAUACAAAGCUAAUCUCGACAGCGACAAGUUCAAGAUGAGCGUUCCGUCGCGCCGACUUCGCGGUAGAGAAUAUGUGGCUGGCAAAGAAAAGAAGAAGGUCGGUGUAGAGACGACAGCGGCUGCUCCAGACAUUGACGUCUCGCAAGUUGGAAAGCCAUUGCUGGAGAUGUUCUGCUUCAAUCGUAUAAUGGUGGAUGAAUUUCAUCAGUACGAGCCCAAAGAACGCGCCGCAAUUGCUGGAUUGAACGCCGACAAGCGAUGGGGACUUUCUGCAACGCCAGCAAUGGACGACUUCUACGACAUUGCUCAGACUGCGAGCUUGCUGGGUAUACCACUGCGUACAAGUAGUGGUGCGAGAGGAGUCUUGAAGACAAAGAAUGCCCGAGACAUGAAGAAGGAAAUGACGUCUUUCGAGCAGUUUGAUCUGAUGCGAGACCUACCAUCCGAUUCCAUGCAUGCGCAUAUCCAUGCUACAGAUCAGCGAUUCUUGGAUACUUUCGUGAGGCGUAACAUCUCGGACUUCAAUGAGCACCUCGUCUGCUUCGAGCAUCUGCAUCCAGUGCGGCUCGAUGUAUCUCACAUGGCUCUUUACGCGGAGAUCUCCCAGCAUCUCAACUCCUCAGACAUGAGAAUCAAGAAGAGCACAAAGGGCAAGGCCACGGACCGCCAGGAACGCUUUCACAGCGUGACUAAUGAUUGCUUGACCGCUGAGGAAGCUCUCUCGAAAGCCGCGGCUUUCCUCGACGGAGACGAGCGGGAUAUCGACGAGAUCAUCAAUCGGCGAAACCGACAGGCUGAGAAGAUCCUUGGGGAACUUGCAGAGGCUUUGCAUACUGCGAGCAGUGAAGAGCCCGCUGCCUUUGCUUCCUGGAAAGCUUCACGACUAGACGACGGUAGGCUUGGUGACAGGGACACAAUUCGGGAAGUUUCACAUUUGCUACGAAGCUCUAUGACAGUGGCGAAGAAGGGCAAGGCACACGCGAAAGUGAAGAGCGACUCCGACGGCGACAGUGCCGACCCGGAGGACCAUGAUGCCAAAGUCUCCUUUGCCGGGCAAAAGGAAAAGACCGCCAAGCUCAAUGCAAUGUGUGAGAAGCUUCUGAAGGCUAGGCGGUCCGCACGAUACCUUCACAACGUUAAACGAAUUCAAGAGGCUGCCAAGAAGGGUGAGGAGAAGGAGGAUCUUUGCGACAAUCCCGAGUGUGGGAGUCGGAGUCUACAAUCAGAAGCAGCUGGGGUAUCAGUGUUCUGCGGCCAUCUCAUCUGCUAUGCCUGCUACCUACGAAUGCGGGAACAAGGCAGCGCCACAUGCCCAGCAGACGAUUGCUCGGAGUCCAUGCCAGACACAUACCUGCUAUGGUCACAGAAGAUGGGCGACAUGUCGAGCCCUCAGACAAUGCACGGCGCCAAAGCUGAAGCCGCCACGAAGCUUCUACAUCAGAUCGAGAAGCAAGGCGAUCAAGCGAUCCUGUUCGUGCAGUACGAACAGCAGCUGUACGAGAUCGAGGCCGCUCUCCAAGACGAGGACAUCUCAAACACGGUGGUGAAGAAUGGACUCGCUGCUGGACGUCAGGUCGAGCAAUUCGUCAAGUCUGCUGGAAAGGAGGAUCAGAUCACCGUCAUGGUGCUCAAUGCGUCCGAUGAGACGGCGGCUGGAUUGAACUUGCAGAAUGCCAACCACGUCAUCUUCCUCAGUCCGCUGCUGAGGGACAGUCAGUACGGCUACGACUCCACGAUGGCGCAGGCAAUCGGUCGUGUACGACGAUAUGGACAGAAGAAGGAGAUUCACGUUCACCGGAUCUUCGCACUGGAUGCGAUUGACGUCGACAUCCUGGAGCACAGAGAGCGACGCAAUACCGCCCUGACAGAGCGCGGUGGACCAUCCGUCGUACCUCCAAAGGCGGCGAAAGAGCUGGAUCAGCACGGUCUUGAGAAGAAGGAGAAGACGCAACUUGUUUGUGAGGACGGCAUGUUCAGUCUGCGGCCGCAGAGUUGGCUGGUGAGAUGUGGAGCGGAUGACGAUAUUGACGAAGUGAACAAAGUGAAGGGCAAGAAUCGUGUGUUGGGAUGGGAGGACUACAGUUCUUUGGUCAAGUUUAGCAAGACGUUCACGGAGGAUGAUGAUUGGUGA